Chanos chanos (milkfish) is the source of this 2049-nucleotide messenger RNA. RefSeq names its product forkhead box P2 (gene foxp2). The coding region runs from base 1 to 2049 and encodes 682 amino acids. The record is from RefSeq and is a predicted model, not a curated record. Gene Ontology annotation, molecular function: RNA polymerase II cis-regulatory region sequence-specific DNA binding; DNA-binding transcription repressor activity, RNA polymerase II-specific. Gene Ontology annotation, biological process: regulation of transcription by RNA polymerase II. NCBI's taxonomy places the organism in Eukaryota, Metazoa, Chordata, Actinopteri, Gonorynchiformes, Chanidae. The transcript is spliced from 17 exons. Gene Ontology annotation, cellular component: nucleus.
AUGAUGCAGGAGUCGACCAGUGAGACAAUAAGCAACAGUUCAAUGAAUCAAAAUGGAAUGAGCAACCUAAGCAACCAAUUAGAUGCUGGCAGUAGAGAUGGAGGAUCGAGCAGUGACACGGGCAGUGAAGUAAGCACAGUCGAGCUUCUGCAUCUCCAACAACAGCAGGCCCUACAAGCAGCAAGACAAUUACUCCUCCAGCAGCCCGGCACUGGCCUGAAAUCUCCAAAGAACAACGACAAACAGCGUCCGCUGCAGGUGCCAGUGUCUGUGGCCAUGAUGAGUCCACAGGUGAUAACUCCCCAGCAAAUGCAGCAGAUCCUCCAGCAGCAAGUCCUGUCCCCUCAGCAGCUCCAGGCUCUUCUACAGCAACAGCAGGCUGUCAUGCUGCAACAGCAACACCUGCAAGAGUUCUAUAAGAAACAGCAGGAGCAGCUCCACCUACAGCUACUACAACAGCAACACCCUAGCAAACAGCAACAGCAGCAGCAGCAGCAACAGCAACAGCAGCAGCAGUUAGCAGCGCAGCAACUCGUGUUUCAGCAGCAGAUCCUGCAGAUGCAGCAGCUGCAGCAGCAGCAGCACCUGCUGAACAUGCAGCGGCAGGGCCUGCUCUCUCUGCCCCCGGGACAGCCUGCCAUCCCCGGACAGACACUGCCACCAGCUGGCCUGAGCCCUGCUGAAUUGCAGCAGCUAUGGAAAGACGUCACAGGCAAUCAUAACAUGGAGGACAACAGCAUUAAACACAGCGGCCUGGACUUGAGCACCACCAAUACAUCCUCCACUACCUCCAACAAUACCUCUAAAGCCUCUCCACCCAUCCCACACCACUCCAUCCCCAACGGACAGACACCCAGCCUCAACAGCAGGAGAGACAGUUCGUUACAUGAAGAGGUUGGAGCAUCUCACUCUCUCUAUGGUCAUGGAGUGUGCAAGUGGCCAGGCUGUGAGAGCAUCUGCAAGGACUUUGGCCAGUUUUUGAAGCACCUUAACAGCGAACACGCGCUGGAUGACAGGAGCACGGCACAGUGUCGCGUUCAGAUGCAGGUGGUACAGCAGCUAGAGAUUCAGCUUUCUAAGGAACGUGAGCGUCUACAAGCGAUGAUGGCCCACUUGCACAUGCGCCCCUCUGAACCCAAGCCAUCUCCUAAACCCCUGAACUUGGUGUCCAGUGUCACCAUGUCUAAGAAUUUGCCCUCCGUGUCACCUCCCAACCUUCCCCAAACGCCUACCACACCCACUGCUCCAGUUACGCCACUCUCCCAGGUGCCCCAGGUGCCCUCCGUCCUCAGCCCUGCCAACAUGCCCAGCAUGGGCGCCAUGCGCAGACGCCACUCUGACAAAUACUCCAUGCCACUGUCCUCAGAGAUCGCCCCAAACUACGAGUUUUAUAAGAACGCUGAUGUCAGACCACCGUUUACUUAUGCAACACUCAUCAGACAGGCUAUCAUGGAUUCGAGUGACAUGCAAUUAACACUGAAUGAAAUCUACAGCUGGUUCACACGCACCUUCGCCUACUUCAGACGCAAUGCCGCCACAUGGAAGAAUGCUGUGCGGCACAACUUGAGUCUACAUAAAUGUUUUGUGCGGGUGGAAAACGUGAAGGGUGCAGUGUGGACAGUGGAUGAGAUGGAGUAUCAGAAACGGCGGUCUCAGAAGAUCACAGGAAGUCCAAACCUGGUGAAGAACCUGCCCUCCAGUUUGGGUUAUGGAGCAGCUCUCAAUGCCAGCCUGCAGGCAGCAUUAGCGGAGACUUCUGUGCCGUUGCUGGGAAACACUAGUUUGAUGAACAGCAGUGCGUCAGGCCUAUUACAGAGCAGCGCUCACGACGACCUGAAUGGAUCCCUCGAACAUCUGGACACCAAUGGACACAGCAGCCCUGGAUACUCCCCACAGACACACAUGCCAUCAAUUCAUGUGAAAGAGGAGCCACUGAAUAUGGACGAUGACGACUGUCCAAUGUCACUGGUUACGACAGCCAACCACAGCCCUGAGGUGGAGGAGGAUCGGGAGCUUGAGGAAGGGAACUUAUCAGAGGACCUGGAGUGA